UGCUGCGUAAUGGUGUGACAGUCUCAGUAUUUUGUAACAACACUGCCACCCGGAUAUCUUUUCUAUGAGGCGGUCAACAGCCUUAGAGGGUACCAAAGAGGCUGAAUGAAUGAUUGCGCCCGAUAACUGUUCGUGUAAAUCCGCAAUUCGACUUCUACUGCGGCCCAGUUCACUGCAGGCUCAAAAUAAUACGAUUUUUGUCGAUAAGCACCUGCUGAUGUUCAGAAGGACUCGAGUAGGAUGUUCAGCGCCCGGAACGUCAAGAUGCGAUUUACUUUUUCAGUGGUCGAGCUGCGGAUAUUGACACCUCUCUGCGCUCUUAAUUGCACCCCAGAUGAUUUGGUGUCUCUCGUGACGACAUUAAUAACCCACUGGUCUCAGAAUAUAAAGUUCUCGUCGCUAUCCCAUGUACCGAUCGCCCCGCCCUUUCUCACCAUGGAAAUCUUUCUUCGCAGCGUUGAUUACUUCACUAGCCAACAUGAAGUGAUUCGUACUCUCGCCCAGUAUCUUCAUCAGCCUCCGUAUACUACCAACAUGCCCUUGAACUUUCAUAUCCGUAUGUUCAGGCCCAAAAAAGGCGAACGAAAGCGGCACAGCGGAUGUGGCGCUCUCACCGUACCUACGCCAGAGAUCGGGGAAACGUUUUUGAGCGAGUAUGGUGACCCACAUCCUCGAAAGACCGUGACAAUACGUGGUCGGCGCGUUUUCUUUCAACUCAGCACCAAACCCCUGUCCCAGGAUAUUCUCCUUAGCAUCAGGAACUCUCCAUACUUGGACCCAGAAGACUUGGAGGAACGCGAACGAAUUGCACGACAUCUCGAAGCAAGCACAGUUCCUAUAACCAGGAUUCAGUUUGCUUGGCCUUGUCGCGAUCAAGUGCUUUCUGCAGAGUGGGAGUAUGCUUGCGCUGCUCAAAGUUUCGUCCAGUUUCAUGCAGAGGAUAGACGCCUGGAGGUCGUGUUAUCGCCGUCGGACGCAAACUCUUCGCCUCGAUAUAUGAACCCACUUCUCGACCUACUGACACAAACUCAGUCUCGACAGGUUAUCUCCAUCGACUUCUCCUCAAUUGAGUACAUCGCCCGCGACAAUCAGCGGGAUGGAGUUCCUGCCAUCGUUCUGUUUCUCCUCACUCCCCCCCAAUAUCUCGAACAAAACAAAACCAUUUUCAAUGACGAUAGCAGAAACAGGCAGACAGCUCUCGAUGUUGCCGACAUUGAUGGACGUCCUCAUUCGGACGUUUCUCCUUACCUCUCUUAUACCAUUCGUCUUCUUUGUCGAGCGCCUGAGAAUCUCAGCGUUUUCGAAAGUCUCGCACGUGAAGCUGGCCUGAAUUUACCCAUCCGUUCCGAAUACUGGCCUGUCGACCACCGCCAACUGUUCUCCGUUUCCUCCCUUCAAACGUUCAUGUCGUGGUUGAAGGAGCUUGACUUUCAGGUAGCCUUCCAGAUUGAACGACUCGUCCUGGACCUUUGCGUUGAUCCAAAGGAAAUGCUGGAGUUAAGGAACGAAGUCAAUAAAUUGGUCGUAAACUCUCGCAGGCGAGGAUCAACCAGUCAGAGCGUCGACUAUGUCGUCACCUGCCUUCGUGAUUUUGGGACGAAGGCGUAUGACACGUUUUGGUACACAGGGCAGCAGGAAGAAACUCUGGAGGAGUGUUUCUUGAAGAGUAUACAACGCCACGACCAAACUUUCAAGCCAAUAACUCGACGCGAGGACGAUGGCAUAUUCUUGUGCAUGCACAUCCAAAUCACACCCACUGGGAUGAUCUACAACGGUCCACUCCCAGAACGCUCGAAUCGAGUUAUUCGACAGUACAGCCCCGAGAAUCAUCAGAACUUUUUACGUGUCGGUUUCCAAGACGAGGGCAGGUUGCAGUUACAGUUUGAGCGUGGUGUGGACGGGAAAAGUUUUGUCAGUCGAAGGAUUGGUCCUUUCUUCAAGAAAGGUUUGUGGGUUGCCGGGCGACGGUUCGAGUUCCUCGGAUACUCUCAAUCAGCUCUCAAGGAACACGCCGUUUAUUUCAUGGCACCUUUCUAUGAAAGUGGGCACCUGGUGACGACUGCGACCGUCAUAGAGAGCCUCGGUCAAUUCUCUGAUCUUCCCUUCGAUCCUAAGCUGAUGUACUGUCCCGCUCGUUAUGCCGCUCGGAUUAGUCAAGGUUUUACAUCCACUGAUCCAACGCUGACGGAGGUGGACACCCUCAUCACUGAUUUACCAGAUCUCGAGUCCGUCGAUGCCCAAGGCAAAUCUUGGUGUCACACAGACGGUGUAGGAACAAUGUCACCAGAUUUUGCCAGAAGUGUACACGCUGAUCGACAAUCACAAAGGCGUGGACGUAGGCGACCUCUGGACGAGUAUGCUCGAGCCCUUCAGAUUCGGAUGAUGGGUUCUAAGGGGAUGCUGAGCGUGGAUGCGACUUUGACUGGCAAGACCGUGUGCUUGAGGCCAUCUAUGAUCAAGUUCAUAGGCGCACCCACUAGGAAACUCGAAAUUGCGAAAGUGUUCGAUCGACCUGGAACAUUCUAUCUGAACCGCCCACUCAUCAUGCUUCUUGAGGGACUGGGGGUACCCUACGAUUCCUUCAAGAAAUUCCAGGAUCUUGCUGUACGCGAAACAGAAGAGGCUACUGAAUCAUUUGAACGCGCGUCAUACUUCCUUCAGAGUCAUGGUCUUGGAGCGUCUUUCCGAAUUCCUUCAGUUCUUCUCAGCUUAAGCAAGUUGGGUGUCAUGGAAAUGGAUGACAACGGAUUUUAUGACAAGGUGAUGGAGUAUGGUGCAAACCACGUAUUGCGGCUUCUCAAACAUCGCGCCCGUAUUCCUGUCCCAAAAGCGUGGAAUCUCGUCGGAGUAGCCGAUAUCAACCGAUACCUUCCUCCUAAACACAUCUUUGCAUGUGUGAAGCCCAUCGACCGCUCAAAGAUAUAUUUGAAGGGACCGGUCUUGAUUUCACGCAGCCCCACGAUUCAUCCUGGUGAUGUACAGAUAGUGACGGCCAUUGGUCCACCUCCCCCUGGGUCCUAUUUUGAACAAAAUAACCUGGCAAACACCGUUGUUUUCUCCACGACCGAUGAGCGGCCACUACCAUCAUGUCUUGGAGGUGGAGAUCUCGAUGGGGAUGAGUACAAUGUCAUCUCACUGAACGAGUUACCCGAGUUCUGGAUUGACCCAACCCGUAUUCAAACCCCUGGUUCGUACCCUACCGCAACGAGGCGGGAGUUGGAUCGACCUUGUACGAUGGAUGAUGUCGGUGAAUUUGUGAUGGAGUAUAUCACCAGUGACGUCCUUGGUAUGGUCUCAAUCAGCUGGCGAAUCCUAGCAGACCAAACCGAUAUAUUCAACCCGAACUGCAUGAAAAUGGCCGAACUCCACAGUCUCGCAGUCGACUACCCGAAGUCCGGCAACCCCGUUCCCAUUCAAACCAUUCCGAAGCGCAACAACCUGUUGUUGCCAGAUUGGUAUGCUCCCGAGACGAUGUACAAGAUGGAUCCUACCAAGUUCUAUCCUUCUCAAAAAGCCAUUGGAAAGCUAUUCCGUGAAAUCAAACUCGAAGCGCCUCAACAAGCGUCUCAAGAAGGAAGAGCUCAGCGGCAUGCUUUGAGAAGGAAACAUCGUGAGGAGGACGAUUUUAUCGAAGAAUUGGAGGGUUUACAGAUUCGAGGCGACGACGAUCCUCUUUAUGACGCCAUUUGCGACAGAGUUGCUGAAUUUUUAGACGACGUCGAUCAAGAGGUCAAUGACGAAUCCUGGGCUCAUGUCGGUAACCUGUUCAGAGGCUACCGAUCUGAACUCGAAACCAUCUGCAGCACAUAUACGUUAUCCGCACGCCGGGGGGCUAUGCUCACAGAGGAAGAAGCGACGGUUGGAACUAUCGUCGCCAACACUUCUCAACCUAGAAAACGUCUCGACCAUAUCGGUAAGCUCCGAGAGCAAACGGAUACACUUGUCCGAAAUGUUCGAGAGAGUUUGGAAGGAGAUGAUUCAGUUUCGCCUGCUGAGAGCUUGAGACAGGCGUUUGUUGCUUGGGAGUUUGCGAGGUCUUUGUGUGUUUCGGGAUUUGGACGGGGACAACCGCCGUUUGGAGCGAGGAGUUUUUGGUGGGUUACUUUAGGUGCUGUGUUUGAGGGUGUGAAGGAGAUUGAACAGGAGAUGAUGUAUCAACGGAGGAGGGAUAUGAGACGGGGUCGAUAUUGAGGUGUAAAUUGUAUGAAAUUUUGUUUCGAUGUAAAAUGCUUUGUUGUAAUAUUUUGUACUUUUCAAUGUUAAAAAACUUGUCGCAAUAGUUUCCUUCGGG
Molecule: messenger RNA, 4291 nt
Organism: Marasmius oreades (fairy-ring Marasmius)
Lineage: Eukaryota; Fungi; Basidiomycota; Agaricomycetes; Agaricales; Marasmiaceae
Exons: 8
Coding region: 241-4191 (1316 amino acids)
Biological process (GO): siRNA processing
Cellular component (GO): nuclear RNA-directed RNA polymerase complex
Molecular function (GO): RNA-directed RNA polymerase activity
Source: RefSeq, a predicted model, not a curated record